AUGUCAUUUUUUCCAAUUCGUCGUUAUCGUCUUUUUGAUGAUCCAUUUGAUCGAUUCUUUGGUGAUCAAUUGGAUUUUUUUGAUCCAUGGUAUGAUUUUGAUACAUUUCCAUCGGCUCUUUCUAUUCAACCAAAUACUUUUCGAUGGAUUAAUGAACCAUAUCGAUUAACACAUUCAUCAAGUGGUGGUGAAACUCGUACACCAACAUUACGUUCGCCUCAUGCUGAAAAAUAUCGUGUUCAACUCAAUGUAGCAGGUUUUAAUCCAGAAACAAUUAAAACAAAAGUUGAAGGUCGAAAAGUUAUUGUCGAAGCUAAACAAGAAGAUCGACAAUCUGAUGGUGAUUAUAAUAUUCGAGAAUUAAGAAAAACAUAUGAACUACCUGAACAUGCUGAUACAAAACGUUUAGCUUCAUAUGUAACUCCAAAUAAUAUGCUUAUUGUCGAAGUACCUAUUGAAAAUCCAGAAAAAGAACGUCGUAUUGCUCAAAGAAAAAAUGAUAAUCAAAGUUUAGUACAAUUUGGUCAAUAUCGUGAUCCUUUAUUUGAUUAUAGUGGAUUUUUAUUUGGUUCAGAUUUUCAACCACAUAUUGUUGAUAAAGGUAAUAAUCA
Rotaria sp. Silwood1 is the source of this 611-nucleotide messenger RNA. NCBI's taxonomy places the organism in Eukaryota, Metazoa, Rotifera, Eurotatoria, Philodinida, Philodinidae. The record is from the annotation of a GenBank genome assembly.